Messenger RNA from Plectropomus leopardus (leopard coralgrouper), 1139 nucleotides. RefSeq names its product aquaporin 8a, tandem duplicate 1 (gene aqp8a.1). Gene Ontology annotation, biological process: transmembrane transport; water transport. Gene Ontology annotation, cellular component: basolateral plasma membrane; plasma membrane. Gene Ontology annotation, molecular function: water channel activity. The record is from RefSeq and is a predicted model, not a curated record. Lineage: Eukaryota; Metazoa; Chordata; Actinopteri; Perciformes; Serranidae.
UAUCGUCCACCAGUGGAACCAGUACAGGUUUUUCCAAGUCAAGAUGUCCGGGACAGAGACCAAGACAGAGGUGUUCACCAUCACUGAGACGGGAGAGCCGUCAGCUGAGAGGGGCAACACAAACAAAAAGAGGCGCAUCUUUGAGGAGUAUGUGCAGCCCUGCCUGGCUGAGCUGUUUGGGACCGGCCUGUUUGUGUUUGUGGGCUGUGCGUCUGUUAUCGGGAACGUGGAAACAAGUGGUGUCAUCCAGCCGGCUGUGGCACAUGGACUGGCUCUGGGAGUGCUCAUCAUGGUGCUUGGGCAAAUUAGUGGGGGGCACUUUAACCCUGCGGUGUCUCUGAGCGUCUACCUGUGUGGAGGGAUGAAGCUUCCUCUGCUGGUGCCGUAUGUCCUGGCUCAGAUGCUGGGAGGGAUGGUCGGAGCUGGUUUGACCAAGGCAAUCUUUCCCUUUUCUGUGUACGAUGCUUCUAAUGGAGGAGCCUUUGACCUUAUCACCAACGAUCUGGGUAAAACCACUCUGGCAGAAGUGAUGAUGACCCUGUUCCUCACCACGGUGGUGUGUAUGGGUGCCAUCAACAGCCAAACACGCUCACCAUUGGUGGCAUUCUGCAUCGGCCUGACUGUCACCGCCAACAUAUUUGCAGGAGGGUCGGUGUCUGGAGCCUGUAUGAACCCGGCCCGAGCCUUCGGCCCUGCAGUGGCUGCCAACCACUGGAACCAGCACUGGAUCUACUGGGUUGGACCCGUUUGUGGAGCUCUGCUCACCGUCAGCUUCACCAGAUUGCUGUUUGGUGACCAGAAAACUCGGCUUGUGUUGAAGUGAACAUGUAAUUUAUUAAAGAGGAAGACAGAGAGGACAUCGUAGCUGACCUGAGGACAGCAUUUUUAUCUGAAUGUUCAACAUUUUGUCUGUAUUAUUUAAAGUUGUCAGUAAAAUGUGUGCAAAUAUACAUUUGUCCUUGAAAGGUCUGGUUGUUGGCUCCGUCUCAAUGACAUGUUUGUAUUUCAGAUUCAAUAAAGUGUUUAAUGAUAUGAGAGAGAUCUGAUAGCUGCUCCUAACUUGGACUUUACUGACUCAAUGGCUGCUGGAAAAAAGUCAUGAGAUUUGAUUGAUAAUAAAUUCCACUCCUACAAUUUCA